This is a messenger RNA of Pyrenophora tritici-repentis Pt-1C-BFP, 951 nucleotides long. Its product is annotated as putative NADH-flavin reductase. Lineage: Eukaryota; Fungi; Ascomycota; Dothideomycetes; Pleosporales; Pleosporaceae. Gene Ontology annotation, molecular function: riboflavin reductase (NADPH) activity; biliverdin reductase [NAD(P)H] activity. The record is from RefSeq and is a predicted model, not a curated record.
AUGUCUUCUAAGCCACUGCGCGUAGGCAUCAUCGGUGCCGCAGGUUUCGGCGGCUCGUAUCUUAGCGUAGAGCUGUUAAAUCGCGGACACACUGUGAUCGGGAUAUCACGCAACCCUGAGAAGCUGGGGAAGCACGAGCGGUAUAUUCCAAGAUCCGUUGAUAUUGAUGAAGUUUCAAUUAGGGAGUUGGCGACCAAGUUCGGGGACCUGGAUGUCCUUGUGAGCGAAUUUGGACCGCACACGGCUGGUGCAGGCGCAUUGCUUUACAUGCCCUUCCUCGAAUCCGUGCGCAAAAUAAUUCUAGCCUACAAACGCUCCUCAGUCUCGUACUUCCUCUUCGUCGGCGGCGCAGGCUCCCUCCACGUCCCCGGCACUGCUGACGCAUGCGUCGACCACCCUGACUUCUUCGUCGCCUACCGCCGCGCAAUCUCUACCUCGCUCGCACACAUUGCAUACAUGGAAGAGCGCCUAGGUAUAAUGGGCACGACUCUCCGACGCUACCGCGACGCUCGCUUGGCCGCCUCUGCAGGCACCGCUACACAAGCCGAUCAAGACGUGAUAACCGAGUACGAAAAGCAGAUUCGUGUCAAAGACAAUGCGUCUGAUUUCAUUAAGGCGGGAAGGACGGCAUAUCUGUUUUUCGAUGGGAAUGAGAGUUUCAAGUGGAGUUUUGUUUCGCCGUCCGCGUUGUAUCGGCCGGGGAAGAGGACGGGCGAGUAUAGGAUUAGUGUUGAUGAUAUGGUGUUGGAGGGGGAGCAGAAAGAGGGAGAGGAUAUUUUCGAGGGAAGGUUGACUGGGAUUAGUGUGGCGGAUAUGGCGAUCGCCAUUGCAGAUGAGAUUGAGCAGAGGAAGUUGGUUUGGAAACACUGGAGUGCUACAGGUGAUAUCAGCGAGGAUGUGCCCGGGCCGGCGUACAUGAAGUUGAGUGCUAUUGAGGGUGGCAGUGCUUAG